AUGGCCAAGAAGAUCCGUCAGCGGAUGCGGGUCGACGUGGAUAGCAGUGAUUCCGACACUGAGAAGCCCUCUGUGCCCAUGGAGAAGGUUGUCCACGUCGCCAGCCAUUCGGACGAGCAGGGUGGAUUCCACGUUAGGCAGUCGGAAUUCGCAGUCCCCGCCUCGCCAACCAAGCCAACACGCGCUGAUACCAGCACCGUUCCGGGUGGUGUGGCGCCCACGGUCGACACCACGGACGCUGAAGCUUUGGCCUUCCCUUUUGCUGCCGAAGCAGAGUUCGACUUUGAUGUGGGACAUCCAACCGCAGAGGCGUCAGAGGACGAGGAUCCGAAGGCGGACAGCAAUCCAGGUGCAAAGAAGGGGCGCCAGAAAGGGCAGACGUGGGAUUCGGAUGAUCCAAUGCGCGUAUGGAGGCAAUCAUACCGCGACCUAUAUCUCCAAGAGAUGCUGCGGCUGAAGGGAAGGGGAGAUUACGUGAAUCAGACAGUCUGUCCGCACAAGGAUAACCCUCUGCACCGUCCUGAGAACUGGAACGGUUUCUACUUCGAGAAUGUCACGCUCAAGGCGCUGGGUCUGCGCAUCCAGCUCGGGCAUGGUCGCCAAAGUACCUGUCGUGGGACGACAACAAAGCUGGCCGCAGCGCAACAGGCAGAGGAAACGCAUGGGCUGGAUGGGACGACUAUGAAGAAGAAGACCCGCGAAAACUUCUGUAUCGUCGAUAUCAACGGGGUACAUGAGGUGGCCCUUGACUUCUGCUCUUGCCAUCAGCAGGAAGACCAUGUUAUCCAACUCCUUCGCGCGCAACUCUACCCCGCCACGACGUCUCAACCCACCUCCGCGGCCACAUUCCGCGUCCUCCGCAAGUUCCACCUGCUAUCCCUGGAAGCCAAGUGUUCGGCAUACCAUUUCUACAACAGCUUGGCUCGCGAGACGGAUAACACGGGGACAUUUCAGCCACGGGACCGAUACGAGGCCUUUCGUCGGAUGGCGCGUCAGUGGAAGCAUCUGCAGAUGCUGAAGAGAGCAGGGGUCGGACAUAGUGGCAAGCCCGUCGCAGCGACUGCUCCUGGAUCUUGCGCCGUUCUUUGCCCCGCAUGUCCGCAGCCAGGCAAGAAUCUGCCUCUGAUGGGAGCAUGGUGCUCGGAUGCCCUGCCUAGGGAGAAGCGGCAUCUGUAUGCCCUUUUCAUGGCCAUCGACGCGAACUUCAGGAUGAAGAGGAAGAUCGUGUCUUCCGAAACGAAGGAUCCGGCGCUGGGCAAUGGCAUCGCGUUCUAUCCACCAUUGGUCGAGUACAUGACGCACGUCAAGAAGUUCUGGGACAUUGAGCAGGAGAAGAGCACAUGUGUCGGCCACAACGCAGUGGAUGACCCAGAUCGAGAAGUCCGAGGCACGGCAUCUUCAGGCAUUGGAACCGUUGAUUGUGCUCGGCAUAACAUGAAGCGGCCUCUGUCUGUGGGUGAUCUGCAGAAGGGAGAAAGAUACAUCAAUAUGGACUUCAUAUUAUGGAAGGGUCUCGAGGACUACCGGCCAUUGCGGGACAUCGUCGUCUCGUAUGACAUUGCUUGCCAGUGGCACAAGAAUGUUUGGAAUCGGCUGGCACUCUACACAAAGAACCUGCAGGACGCAGGUUUUCAUCGACGCUACAAGUGGCUGAUACCCAAGUUCCAUCUUCCCGCUCAUAUCGAGGAGUGCAACGUUCUAUACUCCUUCAAUCUCACGCCACUUGUCGGUCUCACGGAUGGAGAAGCCCCGGAGCGUGGGUGGGCAAACGCAAACCCGUUGGCCACAAGCACAAAGGAAAUGGGGCCAGGAGCAAGGCGAGACACCAUCGACGACCAUUUCAACGACUGGAAUCACAAGAAGGUCCUCGGGACGGGCACCACCUUGUUGGAGAAGAUGACGCGGGGAAUCAAGGGGAUGGUGGAGUUCCAAGUGGAAUUGACAAGAUCGGAAGCUGGAAUACACGCUGAUGAUCUGUCCGCGUGGUUGGCUGAGAUGACUGCAUGGGAACUCGAUACGAAGAAACCGAACCCGUUUGCCCUACCCAAGGGGCAAGAGAGCGUCUAUGCUAUUCGAGGACGCCUGGCCGAGUCGGUUGCGAAGGAGGUUGUAGCCGGAACUGGGGCCAACAUCAGCGGGAAUCGACACAUCCUCUCAGUCAUCGUCCUAGCACUGCAGAUUGAGCAGGAGCAGCGGAAUCUUGCAGCGGACUUCACUGCACUUGGACGACAUCCCACAGACAGACAGCGAGCGGUGUUACAUGAACGAAGCAACAAGCUCCGGAGGAAGGUUGCCGGAUGGACGACAAUGAUGGAGUCAUUCUUGCCCUCGCUCGCGGGUUGGCGCGCUAUGGAAGAGCAAGAGCGUAUCUCUGCAGCUGGCACAGCCCCAGUGCCAGUGAUUCCCGUUCAUGAACUACGUCUUCACCUUCCAUCGCGCCUGCUCAAUUGCAAGGAUCCACUGAGCCAACUCGCUGCGACCGUUGUUCCCGAAUCCUUCAUGCGGUACGAGUUCGAGAUCCGUGUGGGUCAAGCAGACAAGGCUCUCGCGGAGCUUCGACGUCUCCUCCUGGUUCGCACCCACCAAUUCCGAUACAAGAACGUUAAUGCGCGGGGCAUCGCCGAAAACACCAAGUCCAACACAUCAAUCCAGAAUACAGAAGCUCGGAUUCGACGCGUAGCCGCUCAGUAUCGGGCAGCCCAUAAUGCCCUAUCAGUGCUUGGCCCUCGAUUGAAGGAGAAGAGUUGGGCUAUGCGCCUUCGUCCUCUAUUGGCCGACGACAUCCGCGGACGCCCUCGAGCCACUUAUGCCGAUCCCGAACGACGGAAGUCAAAGAAGCGCAAGCGCAAUGCCGACCUCAACGAGACGGAGCGGAACGAUAAGCGCCCUGCGUCUUGGAUCUGGAGAGUCCAGAUUGGAAAUGAGGACGAGGGUGAUGGAAUGGUGGAGUCUUUGAAGGUGGAAUGGGCAAGGGCUCGGGCGCGUGCAUGUCGUCACAUCGAGGAGGUCGAGCUUGUGGAGGAGGAGAUGCGCCGGGUUAUCGAGUUUCUGGGGUGGCAGGCGAAUUGGUGGGCCGAUCUUGCCGCAGGAGUACCGGCAUCGUCGAACAGCAUCCAGCGCGAAGGAUUGCUUUCAUAUGCUUACACGCAGUCUGUCCUUCGCGCCAAGCUCCAGGAACGUUUCGCGGAGAUGUGGAAGGACGUGCCAGAUUGGAUCGCUUUAGCGCGCCAGAAGAUCACACCUGAAUGCUUGCGGACAGUGUUAGAGGAGGCAGAAGGCGAAGGGGAAUUGGAGGAGGAUGAUCCCGUUCCUCAGUUUGCGGAGGACUCACAACGGGCUGCUGCGGCUUUGGCGGAGGGUGGUGGUGAAGGCGCAUACAAGCUUGCCCUCCCCACUAGCCUCUCUCGCCUCCACCCUGUCUUCCCCGUGGUCAAGCUCCAGUUGGCCGAAGACGACCUGUUCCCCACUCGCCCGCGUCACGAAGAACCACCCCCUGUCCUAGGACAAGGCGAAGGAGAGGAGUGGGAAGUGGAGGAGAUCCUAGACGCAAAGAUGCGAUACCGGAGUGUCUGGUUCCGAGUGCGAUGGAAGGGCUAUGACCCAUCUCAUGACCAGUGGGUCAAGCACUCAGAUGUGUUUGCUGACGACGCAGUGGCAGCAUUUUACCGCAGAUACCCUGGGAAGCCACGUGUCAUCGCAGCGGCCGUAUUUGACUCGCUGCCCUUCAGGGACUCGUCAACCCCCAACCGUGCCUUGCGUCGAGGCGCCGCAAUCAAGAGGGGGGGUGAUGUCAGGGGAACCCCUGCUUUCGUCCGAUCAUCAUGGGAUCUCGCAUGUGACCGCGCACGCGCCAUCUGUCAAGCGUCACAUGCUUCGGUCCGGACUUCCCUGCCAAGCGCGUCCACAUGA
Mycena citricolor is the source of this 3909-nucleotide messenger RNA. NCBI's taxonomy places the organism in Eukaryota, Fungi, Basidiomycota, Agaricomycetes, Agaricales, Mycenaceae. The record is from the annotation of a GenBank genome assembly.